This is a messenger RNA of Gadus macrocephalus (Pacific cod), 7697 nucleotides long. It is a transcript of the gene calcr, whose product is annotated as calcitonin receptor. The record is from RefSeq and is a predicted model, not a curated record. Gene Ontology annotation, cellular component: plasma membrane; axon. NCBI's taxonomy places the organism in Eukaryota, Metazoa, Chordata, Actinopteri, Gadiformes, Gadidae. Gene Ontology annotation, biological process: adenylate cyclase-activating G protein-coupled receptor signaling pathway; positive regulation of cytosolic calcium ion concentration; cell surface receptor signaling pathway. The transcript is spliced from 18 exons. Gene Ontology annotation, molecular function: amylin receptor activity; calcitonin receptor activity. The coding region runs from base 4 to 2169 and encodes 721 amino acids.
CUCAUGCGUAUUAUAAUUGUGAUUUUAGAAAAGGCAACGAAAGACUGCGGCGAAAACGGCCAGUGGUUCAGGCAUCCGCAGAGCAACAGGGUUUGGACCAACUAUACGCUCUGUCCUGUUAAGACCACCAGGCCAGAGCUGGAGGCUGCGGAGCCCAGCGCUGAUCCCCGGGCGGGCCAGGUGGCCGACACGGAGGAGGAGGGCCGCGCCAGGAAGAUGAUCCUGGACGGACAGUAUAAAUGCUUCGAGAAGAUGAACCGCGACCCGGCUUACAACAAAACUGGCCACUUCUGUAGCCGUAACUGGGAUGGCUGGCUUUGCUGGGACGAUACUCCAGCAGGACUGAACAGCACUCAGACCUGUCCCGGCUACUUUCUGACCUCUGACCCCACAGAAAAUGCAACUAGGUAUUGUGGUGAGGACGGGCAGUGGUUCCGCCAAACUGGGACCAAACGGUUCUGGUCAGACUACACGCGGUGCAGCGCUCAGGCACCACUUCACAAGAAUGAAUACAGACCUGCCACCGAAAUGAUUGUGGAUGCUGACUACGCAUGUUUCAAGAAAAUGAAACAAGAUCCACCCUACAGCAGGCCAGGAGCGUUCUGUGGUCGUACCUGGGAUGGUUGGCUGUGCUGGGACGACACUCCAGCAGAGACACACAGCUCACAGCUCUGUCCCGCGUACUUUGCCGACUUCAACGCCUCAGAAAAGGCAACGAAAGACUGCGGCGAAAACGGCCAGUGGUUCAGGCAUCCGCAGAGCAACAGGGUUUGGACCAACUAUACGCUCUGUCAUGUUAAGACCACCAGGCCAGAGCUGGAGGCUGCGGAGCCCAGCGCUGAUCCCCGGGCGGGCCAGGUGGCCGACACGGAGGAGGAGGGCCGCGCCAGGAAGAUGAUCCUGGACGGACAGUAUAAAUGCUUCGAGAAGAUGAACCGCGACCCGGCUUACAACAAAACUGGCCACUUCUGUAGCCGUAACUGGGAUGGCUGGCUUUGCUGGGACGAUACUCCAGCGGGGACGUUCAGUGCCCAGUUCUGUCCGAGCUACUUCAUCGACUUCGACCCGACCGAAAAGGCUGCCAAGUACUGCGGGGAGAAGGGUCAGUGGUUUCGCCAUCCGGACACCAACAGGACCUGGUCUAACUACACCGCGUGCAACGCCAACACCAAGGAGAAGCUGAAGUCGGUCUUCAUCCUGUACUACAUGGCCAUCGUGGGCCACGCCCUGUCCAUCGCCUCGCUCCUCAUCUCCCUCGCCAUCUUCUUCUACUUCAGGAGCCUGAGCUGCCAGAGGAUCACCCUUCACAAGAACCUGUUCUGGUCCUACGUGCUGAACUCUGCCAUCACCCUCAUCUACCUCAUCGCCGUGGUCAACAAUCCUGACUUAGUGGGCCAAAAUCCAGUUGGAUGCAAGGUGCUCCACUUUUUCCACAUGUACAUGCUGGGCUGCAACUACUUCUGGAUGCUGUGCGAGGGCAUCUACCUGCACACGCUCAUCGUGGUGGCCGUGUUCGCAGAGGAGCAGCACCUGCACUGGUACUACCUGCUGGGCUGGGGGUUCCCCUUAGUGCCGGCUUGUAUCCACGCAGUGGCUAGGAAGCAGUAUUUUGACGACAACUGUUGGAUGAGUGUGGAAACCAAUCUGCUCUAUGUGGUACACGGGCCCAUUAUGGCAGCUCUCCUGGUGAACCUGUUCUUCCUGCUGAACAUCGUGCGGGUGCUGGUGACCAAGCUCAGGGACACCCACCGCGCGGAGACCAACAUGUACAUGAAGGCGGUGCGGGCCACCCUGAUCCUGGUGCCACUGCUGGGCAUCCAGUUCGUCAUCUUCCCCUGGAGGCCCGAGAACCGGCUGGUGGGGGAGGUGUACGACUACUUCAUGCACAUCCUCAUGCACUACCAGGGCUUACUGGUGGCCACCAUAUUCUGCUUCUUCAACGGAGAGGUGCAGGGAACUCUGAAGCGCCAGUGGAUGCAGUACAAGACCCAGUGGGGCCAGCGGAGACGGGACCACUGCUCCAUGCGCUCCACCUCCUACACGGCCACCUCCAUCACCGAGGUGCCCGCCUUCAUGUACCACCACGAGUGCAACAGCGAACACUUGAACGGCCGCAACUCGGAGGACAGCGAGCUGGUGGCGCUCAAGACGGGCGAGACGUACGCGUGAGCCGGUGGAGGAGGAGCAGGAGCAGGAGCAGGAGCGAGGAGCGAGGAACGAGGAGCGUCGGGAACCGAGGAGGAGGAGCAUCGAGGAGGAGGGCGGGGUGUUUUUGAUGUCACCGAUGCGAAAGGACCAACAUUUAAAGAAAAAAAACCGGACUCGGUUGUUGUUCAACAUGUCUACAGUAAGUGACCCCCGAUCCAAGGGGGCUGAGACUGGUCAGGUCCAGUUUGGACUGGUCUUGUUUGGACUGGUCUGGUUUGGUCUGGUCUGCUCUGGUUUGGAAAGGUCUGGUCUGGUUUUGACUGGUCUGCUCUGGACUGGACUGGUCUGAUCUCAUUUGAACAGGUCUACUCUGGUUUGGACUGGUCCGGUCUGGUUUGGACUGGUCUGCUCUGGUUUGGACUGGUCCGGUCUGGUUUGGUCUGGUCUGGUUUGGACUGGUCCGGUCCGGUUUGGUCUGGUCUGGUUAGACAGAUCUGAUUCAGACUGGUCUACUAUGCUCUGCAACAUUGAGUGUGAUUUGAAAGAGGAGAUAAGCUAAACCGCUACAUGGCGAAUGAGUCUUUUUCAACGUGAUGCUGCUGCUGUCAAGGUGGGCUCUCUUCACCCCACAUUCCUGUGCGACAUAGGACUUAGAGCUCCUUUUAGCUGCUAAACCAUGUGAACUGUGAGCUCAUGGUUUCAGGGACCAGGUGGUGUGACGGACAAGCAAAAAAACUGUGACUCUGAGUGUAGCAGGGUUGAGGUUUUAUGUGGUGACGUGCUAAUGGUGGGGUUUUGGUACUAGCGUGCUAUGAAUGACAUGAUAUGAAUUAAUACUGUGAUGUGGAAUGAAUUGAAUGACAUAGAUGCAGAGGACAGCCACGAGGAUGAGUAUGAUGAGGACAAUGACAAUAAGGAUAGUGUGUGGCUUAACCUAUCUUCACCGAUACCAAAGGGUAUGCUGGCGACAGGGAUGAAAGAACAGAGUUUGUCUUAACGAAGCUGGAAGGAAACACACUCACGUGCACACAUACAUACACACGAACACACACAGAAAUAAUAUGUGCCAUUGAGGUUCAAAUAUCAAAAGGUCUACUGUGCCUGAAGCUCUGGAAUCGUGUACAUAACUUCAAGAAGUCCAGUGUCAAGAAAUGUUUUCAUUGGUUCUAUCAUCAUUAUUAUUGUCAUGAUUUUGAUUUUUCUGUCAAUCUAAUUACCUGCUGACUGUCUGUCCCGUGUAGCUUGGUUUUUACAGUUGCUGUCUUACUGUGUGGUUACAGGGCACCACUGGGCUGGGAGUUUUGUAGAAUAGAGAUGCUAAAUAUAUUAAACUAUGAAUAAAUGUUUUAAAAUAUAUAUAUUUUUAUUAUUAUUAUUAAUUGAACGCUAUCCAUGUUAUUUCACUGCUUAUCGCUGUAGGGGUAAAAUAAUCCCAUGAAGACUCAUUGACAUAACGCAUCUUAUUGUUUACCAUGCAAACCGUGACCUAAUUGCUAUGCUCAUUCUCAUGGAACAAUCUUGUUUACAUUUCCCGCACAAUCUAGCUAAUGUUUUAUUUUGGUCUCAAUGUCAAAAUGAUCAAAUGAUUCCAAUUUCAUGAUACCGAUUUAACAAUGAUACUGAGAAAGAAUGAUGAGCGAUAAUGUGAAUUAAAAUAGGCAGAAAAAGCAGCGCCCUAGAGUAAACAUCUGAUAAAGAACCAGGUGGAUCAUAUCUAGUUUAUUUUUGUGCACAGCAAGACAAAUAACAUAAAAAUACAUGAUUUACGCUCAUUUUGUGUUUUUUGAGUUAAGAGGCUAGAUAAUUCUUUAAACACCACCAUCAAUAUCCCAUUUUGCUAUUGCGACAAUCAAACCCAGUUCUCUCAUAAACCUUAAAAUCAAAUUGUUUGGGUUACUGUUUCCCGUGACCACGAGCCAUCGAAUGACGCGCGUACACAGAGGGCCCUACCGUUGACAGGCCUGUUAUCUGUAGCCAGGAACAUUCCCAUGACCAGUGUUGACUAGCCUUCUUUAUUUAGUUUUUUGUAGAGUCAUAAGAAGGACGAGAGCAAAACACAACCAAGCAGAGCUCCAGGGAGGCGUUCUGCCGGGCUGCCGGAGCCCCUGAGAGGCUGAGGGAUGGGCCACAGGGGAAGGGGAGAAGCUAGGGCUGCUGGGGCGCCUCCAUCCUUCAUGGAAUAUUCUUUCGCUGGUUUAAACCCUGCACCCGAGUCAUCACAGGGGCGCUUAUCUGCAAGGUCGUAUGGAUCGGCUACCCUCCGAACGGAGACUAAAGACGUUCCUUUACAGGUCCCCCCGGGGUGUGGCAUCAUGAGCAAACGUUUGAACGGAACAAUAACCUAUAUAGAUGCUAUGUGCAAUCUUUUACGACAUCCGAAAAGUCCUGAAAACACAAAAUCAAUAAGGGAAAGUUAACCGAAUAAGAUAAAGGAAUGAAAGAAAAAAAGACAAAGAAAACAUAGAAAUCGCAGUCCUGCAAAUAGACAGUGAGCCAUGAAUGAACUCAAAGAACAUUUAUUUCUAAACCAACCAACCAUCGUAGCAGUAUUUUUAUAUUGUUGUUUACACAUCGGGAGCUUAUGCGUUACUCUGAGUCUCUUUUCUUACAGAAUGGAAGUUACUCGUAAAAUGAUGUUGCUUGUUCUGGCUUUCUACUCUACCGUGAAUUGCCCCCAAGACCAUUAAACCUGGGAUGGCAACACCCACUAUGUCCCUCGUCAUAGUUCUUCUCCAGCUAAAUCAAUUCUAGCCUAUGCUGUGGUUAUCUAUUGGACAGCUCUGUUGCUAUAAUGCUAGUUUGCAGGGGUUGCAUUGGUCAGACACACAAAACAAAGGUCUCAUCUUAUCAUUACAUUAUGUGACUCACAAAUAUCUAGAUCUAUCUGUAUAUUCCUACCAACAUUUCGUUUACAAAGAUUGCAGAGGGAAAACAUGACCUCAGAACUUAAGAGAGAGAGAGAGAGAGAGAGAGAGAGAGAGAGAGAGAGAGAGAGAGAGAAGCUGGGAGGGAGAGAGACAGAGAUGCAGAGAGAGAAGGAUAAAGCAAGAGACAGAGAGAGAACUAAUUGAAAGCAAGAAUAAAUAUAUGUAAAAUUAAAGAUUUAUUUAUUCCGAUGUGUUACAUUUUUUCAAUGCUUUUACAAUGCUUUCUUAUGACAUUGACAAUGUUUGUUGUCAAUGUCAUAAAUAUCUUGAAUUUGAACAUGAAGAGAGAUAGAAAAUAGGGAUCACAAGAAAAAACAUCAAGUUGCCAAAAAGUGUGUUUCUUUCAGCAGCAAUGGGAAACAGAGGGUCUUCAAAGUAGGGCAGAUUUGCAUUAGUUGAAAGCUGCCAAACACGACAAGCUUUCAGCCACUUACCUUAGCUUUGCGCAGUAGCGUAAUUGCUAAAGCAGCCUGUGACCGGCCAAAAAACACACACACAUCUUAAAAGAGGCAGAAAAAACUUGUGGAUUUGGUCAGUAAUCAUGAACAAACAACACCUGUCUCUGGCUCCCAUCUAGGUCUUUCAAGCACACUUUUUGAAGUUAUUUGGUAACACUUUACAAGAAAAGUAAAUUAAUCAACCAUAAAUGAACAUAAGUUAAUGCAGUAAUAAUAAUUUACUAACAGACAGUUAACUAAAUGUCUAUUAAUCAUUUACCAAUGGUCUUCAUGUUUCCUUGUGGUGUUCAUAUUAACUAAGUUAUUAAUAAGUACAUAAGUACAGGGUGAUGGUUAACCGUUAAGUAAGGUUUUGCUGACCAUCCCCUUGUGAGACCGGCAGAGGCGAGGUGGAAACAGGAGAGGCAAAUCUAGUCAAAUGAAGCAUUACUACUUGACGUAUACAGACAUUUACAACUUCUGAGGCUUGCUCUGAACCUUCAGUGAUUUGUUUGUCCAGCAUAAACAUAGAGCUCAGCUUACAAGAUAAACUACGGCCAAAAACACUUUGACAUUGUGAAGAUACGUCUGUGGGUUAAGAACAACGACCCCAGGUCCUAUUUCACCCUUUUGUGUAUUUCCUUUCCCCUAAACUAGAUAUCUGUAACUUCUACAAUGACAUCAUGAUACAUUGCUGCAGUAAUUAAAGUACGGUUUAAUAGUUUGUUUUCAAAUCACUGUCACAUCAACCAUAUGUAUCAGAUAUUAGGUUUGCUUACAAAGGACACAAACCCAGGGGCUCGGUCUAAGAAUCACUGCAUGUUUAAAUUUUGCAGUGUUCCUCUGACGAGAAAUUGGGAAUUUGUGAUAAGAAGACACAUACAUGGGGGGUGUAACCAUAUAUCAUCACCAUUGAUCAGGCAAUCAAAGGUGUUGUUUCUUUUCGCUAGCUAUACUCUAGGCGCAAAAACAUUCAGUGAAGUGUCUAGUCUCUGUAGACUUGCUGACCUCAGCGAUAGCUGCGUAACUAAAUGUUCUCCAAAGUCUUGGCUACACAUCUAGCAAAUGUACCCUUUCAUUGGUUUGGAACUUUUAUUUUUCCCCAGACGACACACGUUGAUUAGAUUGCCUGGGUAUUUCUGAGUUCCGUAGUACAAUAGUCCACUGGAGCUGAGCAGGGGAACAGUCAAUUACAGAAUUCCAAAUAACGAUGCAGAAAAAUAUUACAAAUAUAAUAAUGUAAACCCUGGAAUAAAAAGUUACUGGAUGUCUGACGUUUUACAACAAUGUCAAAGUGUUUUAGGCUGUAUUAUUCCUUUAAGUGAAGCAAGCUAAGAAUUAUUCAAGGAUUUAAAAGUGAUGUAGUUGUACCUUUUGGAACCUCAGAGAGGACUGCUCGGCUGCUCAUCAAAUGUUAUUGUUAGAAAGUAAUAUAUUUGAAUAAUACAAUACAUCAUGGCUGAGGAUACAAGACGCUGUAAUUAACUCUAUGGGGGAAAUAAUAACCUUCCAUUGCUCUCUGAAUUCAGACAAAAAGACAACUAAAAGGCCGAACCCCUCGCAAAAACUGAGCCACACAAUUUGAACAUCUCUCUACAAUGGAUUUCAACCAUUGGCAUUCAAUUCAAGAUUACACUAUCCACUUUGUCCCCCAUCAUAGUGCUUCUUCAUGCUCCAUUAUUGCCCAUUCUGUGGAUGUUUACACCUCUGUUGCUAUGGCUAGUUCUUUACAGGGAUUGCACUGGCCAUACCUAAAAAAACAAAGGACAGGUCUUUUCCAAUAUGCGCUGAUAUGUGGAGGAGUUAAAUCAUCAUUCUCUGCAGCCGAAAUUCAUGGCAUCUAUUUAUUAGCCUAUAGAAAUCCAGUCCGUUUUUUUUAUGUUUUGUUUUAUUUGUCCAGGAAAAAUAAAGAAUUGUUCAAGACGUCAGGGAUACUCAAAGGAUAUACCUGUUCUGUAUUGUGUAUGUUCUGGUUGAGUUACCCUGUUCCCUUGUUACAACAUGCAGAUUGUGUACAUAAUAGAUGUUUAUGCUGUGUAUAUUCCAGAUUUUCUUUCAUUUGUAACGUUUAGUUAAAUUUUUUUUGCAAAACCUUUUGAUUGAUUGUCUUUUCCCAACCCUUUCAGCCGAGAUUGACUUUAUCUUAAAGCAAAUAAAAAAGCUUUUAUUUUGUUACUGUACAAAA